CCAAGGCCUCCAGCCCGCGCGCGUAGGGGGCGUACACGUGGUGACCUGCCUGGGGCCGGUUCCCUGCUCCGGCUCCUCCUCCUUCCAGCUCUUGCUCUGCUUUCUGCAGUAUCACGUGCAGCCGCGCCGGGUGCAGGAUGGCGGCGGCUGCAGCAGCGGUGGGCGUCAGGCUCCGGGACUGCUGCAGCCAGGGCGCUGUGCUCCUGCUCUUCUUCUCCCUGUCCCCUAGGCCACCGGCCGCUGCCGCCUGGCUGCUGGGCCUGCGGCCCGAGGACACCGCUGGAGGCCGCGUGUCCCUGGAGGGGGGCACCCUGCGCGCGGCAGAAGGCACCAGCUUCCUCCUGCGGGUGUAUUUCCAGCCUGGGCCCGCGGCGCCUGAGGCGCCGGUACCCGCACCCACUCUUUCAACGGGGGUGAACGGCACCGGCGACUGGGCUCCGCGGCUUGUGUUUAUCGAGGAGCCCCCAGGCGGGAGCGGCUUGGCGCCCAGCGCUGUCCCCACGCGCCCCCCAGGGCCACAGCGCUGCCGAGAGCAGAGCGACUGGGCAUCCGACGUGGAGGUCCUGGGGCCCCUGCGCCCCGGAGGCGUGGCAGGCUCGGCUCUAGUCCAGGUGCGGGUGCGGGAGCUGCGCAAGGGGGAGGCAGAGCGGGGCAGCGCGGGCGGUGGCGGGAAGCUCUUCUCGCUGUGCGCCUGGGACGGGCGCGCCUGGCACCACCACGGCGCCGCCGGCGGCUUCCUGCUGCGCGUCCGCCCGCGGUUGUACGGCCCCGGCGGGGGCCUGCUACCCCCAGUGUGGCUGCGGGCGCUUGGGGCGUUUCUGUUGCUCGCCCUGUCUGCCCUGUUCAGCGGCCUGCGCCUGAGCCUGCUCUCGCUGGACCCCGUGGAGUUACGGGUGCUGCGGAACAGCGGCUCGGCCACCGAGCAGGAGCAGGCGCGCCGCGUACAGGCCGUGCGCGGCAGGGGGACACAUCUGCUCUGCACUCUGCUCCUGGGCCAAGCCGGAGCCAACGCGGCCCUGGCUGGCUGGCUGUACACCUCGCUGCCGCCGAGCGUCGGGGAUCCGGGGGAAGACUAUGGCGAGGCAGGGAUUCACUUUCCGUGGCUGCCGGCGCUCGUGUGCACCAGCGCCGUGUUCCUGGGCGCCGAGAUCUGCCCCUAUUCAGUGUGUUCUCGGCACGGGCUGGCCAUCGCCUCGCACAGCGUAUGCCUGACCCGGCUCCUGAUGGCAGCCGCCUUCCCCGUGUGCUACCCGCUGGGCCGCCUGCUGGACUGGGUUCUGCGCCAAGAGAUCAGCACCUUCUACACGCGGGAGAAGCUGCUGGAGACGCUGCGGGCGGCAGACCCCUACGGCGACCUGGUGAAAGAGGAACUCAACAUCAUCCAGGGCGCCCUGGAGCUGCGCACCAAAGUGGUGGAGGAGGUGCUGACCCCCCUCGGAGAUUGCUUCAUGCUGCGCUCUGAUGCCGUGCUCGACUUCGCCACCGUCUCUGAGAUCCUGCGCAGUGGCUACACUCGCAUCCCCGUGUACGAGGGCGACCAGCGGCACAAUAUUGUUGACAUUCUGUUUGUCAAGGACUUGGCCUUCGUGGACCCCGACGACUGCACCCCACUGCUCACCGUCACCCGCUUCUACAACCGGCCCCUGCACUGUGUCUUCAAUGAUACCCGGCUGGACACGGUGCUGGAGGAGUUUAAAAAGGGAAAAUCUCACCUGGCCAUUGUUCAGCGGGUGAAUAAUGAGGGAGAAGGGGACCCCUUCUAUGAGGUGAUGGGUAUUGUCACACUGGAGGACAUCAUAGAGGAGAUCAUUAAGUCGGAGAUCCUGGACGAAACUGACCUCUACACCGACAAUCGGAAAAAGCAGAGGGUCCCGCACCGGGAGAGGAAGCGGCAUGACUUCUCCUUGUUUAAGCUUUCCGACUCAGAGAUGAGGGUGAAGAUCUCUCCACAGCUGCUGCUAGCUACACACCGCUUCAUGGCCACAGAAGUGGAGCCCUUUAAGUCUCUGUACCUCUCAGAGAAGAUCCUGCUUCGGCUCCUGAAACAUCCCAACGUGAUCCAGGAGCUAAAGUUUGACGACAAGAACAAGAAAGCUCCAGAACACUACCUCUACCAGCGCAGCCGCCCUGUGGACUAUUUUGUGCUGCUCCUCCAGGGGAAAGUGGAGGUGGAAGUUGGUAAGGAAGGCCUUCGCUUCGAGAAUGGAGCCUUCACCUACUAUGGUGUCCCAGCCAUCAUGACCACUGCGUGCUCAGAUAACGAUAUGCGGAAGGUGGGAAGCCUGGCUGGAUCCUCUGUCUUUCUGCCCGUCUCUGUGUCCCAUACCUUCGCCGUCAGCAGAGGGGACUCUCUGGCAGGCUCCCCAGUGAACCGCUCCCCUUCUCGCUGCAGCGCGCUGAACCGCUCGGAGUCGCCCAGUCGUGAGCGCAGUGACUUUGGGGGGAGCAACAGCCAGCUGUGCUGUAGCAGCAACAACCUCUACACUCCCGACUACUCGGUCCACAUCCUCAGCGACGUGCAGUUUGUGAAGAUCACACGGCAGCAGUACCAGAAUGCACUGACCGCCUGCCACAUGGACAACUCACCCCAGUCCCCCGACAUGGAGGCCUUCACUGAUGGAGACUCCACCAAGGCCCCCACGACCCGGGGCACUCCCCAGACGCCCAAGGAUGACCCUGCUGUCACUCUCCUGAACAAUAGCAACAACCUGACGUGCAGCCGCUCAGAUGGGCUGAGAAGCCCCGGCGAGGUCGUGUACCUGAGGAUGGAGGAGAUGGCCUUCACCCAGGAGGAUAUGACAGACUUGUUGGAGCACAGCACACAGCAGCUCUCACUGUCUCCUGCAGCUGUUCCCACGAGAGCAGCAUCAGAUAGUGAAUGUUGUAACAUCAACCUGGACACAGAAACCAGCAGUAGCGACUUCGAGGAAACCAUGGGCAAGAAGCUGCUGAGAACCUUCAGUGGUCGGAAAAGAAAGAAGUCACCUGAAGGAGACAGAGCCUCUGAGGAGCACUCCAAUCUAACGCCUCUGAUCACAUGACAGGGCAGCCAGCCUUUGUUGGGUGUGUGAGAUUCCAAAGCUUUGGGGGAGAACCCACCCUCCCAUCCUGUGCUGCUCCCCAAGGCCUCUCACAGGUGACAGAGUGUUCUGCUUUCCUUACCACCUCUUCACCCCUGGCAGUUGGGCAGAUUUUCCCUCGUGGCCUCGUUUGACUCAAAGCCCUGCCGUGGCCAUGAAAGGAGGUGCCUCCAGUGGAACGUGUUAGAAAUGAUCUUGUCCACAAGACAGUCGGUGACUGGAGAAGCAAUGACCCCAAGCGGACAACGCCACUCUGGGACCCCUGAUGCCCUUUUUGUUCUUUGAGAUCCCGAUGCCAUAGUUCAUGCUUAGCUUAACUCAAAAGUUGCCACUGGCAAACAGGCACCUAGGAAGCUGGAGUAGCAGGUAUGAAGGUUAGCUCAGGAGAUGCCCCAAGGAUUCCUCCAGAACUUGAGGGCAGUGGGACUCACCCAUGUUGGCAUGUGAAGUUACAGUACAGAAAACUGUCGGUGACCGGUUUCCUGUUAGAGAAAGGUCCCAGCAGCCUGGGAAGCGUGUCUCAGCUGGCAUGGAAAGAAUGUGAGAUGGAACCUCAAGUCACUGUUUUACCCAGGGACACAUCUGCUUUGGCUCCCGAUCAGCAGUCAUCGAUCCAUCAAUACAUCUGCUCUGGAAGAGGAGCAGGGAGCAGACAGACCCAAUCGGGAGCCAGAGAUGGAACUUCAGGUUUUCAGUUCAAAUCCAAGCAAAAAAGAAAAAAAAA
Rhinolophus ferrumequinum (greater horseshoe bat) is the source of this 3804-nucleotide messenger RNA. It is a transcript of the gene CNNM1, whose product is annotated as cyclin and CBS domain divalent metal cation transport mediator 1. Bases 138 to 3041 code for a protein of 967 amino acids. Gene Ontology annotation, cellular component: plasma membrane. Gene Ontology annotation, biological process: transport; magnesium ion homeostasis. The record is from RefSeq and is a predicted model, not a curated record. The transcript has 12 exons. Lineage: Eukaryota; Metazoa; Chordata; Mammalia; Chiroptera; Rhinolophidae. Gene Ontology annotation, molecular function: transmembrane transporter activity.